AUGGAACAUUCGGAUGAAACAGGGCUUCCCUCAAGGAAGCCGGAAAGCAACUCAUCACAGCUCGAAGAUACUGCUGAACUGCAACAAGAGCUACCGAAGCUAGCGUACAAAACUCUCUCCUAUCAUCAGGUGAAAACGGCCGCCGAGAGAGAAGCGCGCGGAUACAUGGCAAGCUGGCCUAUGAACGUUUCAGCAGCGAAAAACAUACCAUUCCAUGGCUCCAUUAUCGGUCUAUUCCGUGAUAUUUGUGAACCGCUUAGUUUCAACGCUCUGGUAUUGAUGCGAAAAUCGAUCGACUACCACAUGAACCAAGUUAUGGGGGCGGCAACGAUGUAUAAGAAUUUCUGGGAUAUCGAUAUGCCGGAUUGCCGUCAGGUCGACGUUGAGGCCUACAUAUAUGACCGAAAUUUAAUAGAUGCAUUCUUCCACUUGGUGUGUAGAUACGCCUUAUUCGAUGAGCCGAAUCGCUUUCAAGGCCAUCGGUAUGUUAAGGGGUACAACAAGUAUAUCGCAGGCUGUAUAGACCACGCUGGUUGGGACCUUGCCAAAGCCGAAGCCAAACUCGAUGCCUUGGUACAAUGCAAAGGUACGUUGCCGUAUUACGCCUUCUCACUCCAUGGCAUAAAAAGCCAACUCCGAUUUCGGUAG
This is a messenger RNA of Pseudogymnoascus destructans, 648 nucleotides long. RefSeq lists its product as uncharacterized. The transcript has a single exon. Lineage: Eukaryota; Fungi; Ascomycota; Leotiomycetes; Thelebolales; Thelebolaceae. Bases 1 to 648 code for a protein of 215 amino acids. The record is from RefSeq and is a predicted model, not a curated record.